Molecule: messenger RNA, 1334 nt
Organism: Juglans microcarpa x Juglans regia
Lineage: Eukaryota; Viridiplantae; Streptophyta; Magnoliopsida; Fagales; Juglandaceae
Product: TVP38/TMEM64 family membrane protein slr0305-like
Exons: 7
Coding region: 116-1147 (343 amino acids)
Source: RefSeq, a predicted model, not a curated record
ACCAACCCAUGGACGUAAAACUAAACACACGUUUCUCAUCACUCAUGGCACUACUACUUCAAUUCCUUCUACUGGAGCGUUCAUCUCAUAUCCUACGCCACACCUACUCCUUAAAAUGCGCACCCUCCUCACUCUCAGGCCACCUCCACCGCCAUGCCUCUUCAGCUUCUCUUCUCCUCCUUCUCCUCCUCCUCCUGCAUCUUCUUCUUCUUCUUCCUCAUUCCUCUUCAGCUUCAGACCAAACAAGCGCUUCCACUUCCUCACUCCAUGCUCUUCUUUGAAACAAACCAAGAAGCAGAGGAGCAGAACUGCUCCCAGCACUGCCCCACAGAGCCUCAGGUGGUUCUUUAGCAAUCCAAAGAGUGAAGAAGAAGGCGGCGGAGGUGGAGGUGGUGAUAAGCGAGGAAGUGAUGGCGAUGAGGGUGGGUUGGAGAUGGAGGGUGACACUGCGUUUAAGGGUACACUUUUGGCUGGUGUGUUGUUGGUGGGUUUUGUUGGUGGCUUUGCCGCUGUUGGGUAUGUCUAUAAGGACCAGAUCAACGCUUUCUUGAGUCAAUUCUCGACUUUUAUUGACGGUUAUGGUCCUGCUGGAUAUGCUUUAUUUGUAGCGGUUUAUGCAGGAUUGGAAAUACUUGCGAUUCCAGCCAUUCCUCUGACCAUGUCAGCUGGUCUUCUUUUUGGUUCUGUUAUUGGUACUAUCAUUGUCUCUAUCAGUGGCACGGUGGCAGCAAGUGUGGCCUUUUUAAUUGCUAGAUAUUUUGCUCGUGAGCGAAUUCUUAAACUUGUUGAAGGAAACAAAAAGUUUCUAGCAAUUGACAAAGCAAUAGGGGAAAAUGGCUUCAGAAUUGUUACCCUCCUUCGUUUGAGCCCUUUACUUCCAUUUUCUCUGGGGAAUUAUUUAUAUGGAUUAACGUCUGUGAAGUUUGUACCAUAUGUGUUGGGAAGUUGGUUGGGGAUGCUUCCAGGAACAUGGGCUUACGUGAGUGCUGGUGCAUUUGGGCGAGCUGUUAUUCAAGAAGAAUCUGAAGUUGGUUUACCGGGAGGAAACGGUCAGCUAUUGACACUUGGGCUGGGACUAUUGGCCACAGCACUGGCUGCAACUUAUGUGACACGGCUUGCAAAGGAUGCUAUAAAAGACAUUGAGUAGACGCGGAUAUGAAUGGCUUAUGCCCAGAGAGUCGAUAACAACUUGAAACGGCAACAUGAGCAGCAGGUGCAUCGGUCAUGUGAAUUGUAGUAUGUGAAGCAAAUCGAACGGGAACCCUUUGAUUUUUUCAAUUGUAUCAUCCAAUAUAUGGUACAUAUAAAAAAGAAGCAUGGUUAUUAUAUUUCAA